AUGAACUCCUCAUAUCAUUUCCUAUGGUUUCUCGUGGUUGUUGUUCUAGAGGGGAAAUACAUUGCCAGCAUUAAAACAGGUUAGUAUAAAUGAAGAUUUCCAAUAUGAUUUAACAAUUGUAUGUUAGACUGAUCUUUUAACACUAAGGGUAAGCUCGGUAAUUAACACUUGAGAGAAAAAGAAGGCAUUACACUGCAUCUGCCAGAAUCCUUCAGGUUUUAUUGUGCAACUUUACCAAGUAAAAACGUUUAAACAUUACUUGGAUUAUAACAUUUAAAUGGAAAAGAAAAAACGAAACGGAUUGGUGUAGUAGUAGUUGUAUAACCGCGGGAGGAUUAGCUCAGUCGGUAGGGCGCUUGACCGCAGAGAGGGAGAUCGUGGGUUCGAUUCCUGGGGCCGGACCAUUACUCAGUGUCCUAAAAUAACUGAGAAAUGAUGGUAUUAGUUUGCACUGCAAGCGGCUUGACAUUCGCGUGGCUCGGAUAACCACGUAAAAUGGCGGUCCGGACCUAGUAACCUUGCCUUCCAGUGAAUGUGAGGCUGAGGUUGACCUUGUUUUGAUACAAAUCUCAUUUGCUCUGUUAUGGAAAUCGCCCUUGAAAAAUAUUAAUUAGCAUAAGAACAACUUGAUUUACAUAAUAAAGCAGGAAGGUUUGUAUCGAAACAAGGUCACCUCCAGCCUCGGUUCCAUCCAUAACUGAAAAAUGGCCUAUUAGCACUUUCGUGCUAAAUACAUUAACACUCAAAAUAAGCGCAUUUUAUUUUUAUUUUAUUUUUUUGUAUGAAGACCUCGUAGAAACUAGCCAAUUUAUUCACAGUACUUUUAGUUAUGAUCAAAGGAUCAAUGUGGUUUAUUCAUUCCAUUUAAAACCAUUUAUUGCAGGCAAACCUAUAAUAACUCUGCCAUUUCCAGUCGUUGAGACAGUAAAGGAACAUUUAUUGUCGUGCACCACCGCAGGAACGCCUCCCAUUCAGGUGAAAUUGUUUAAGGAUAACAAUCUUUUGGCCAGUGGAAACAGCACAGUAAAUUCUCGACUCAAUGAAACGGCCACGUACACAUGUUUCGCCAGUAACUCAUUUGGCACAGAUUCUAGAGAUUUUCAAGUUACCCUCUUAGGUAAGUAUAGUACUGCUCCGUAUUUGGCAAACGCAGAACCUUUAUUAACCGCAAUAACUCAUACAUUUACACAAGCCUUAAGGCGGAGUUCUUGUUAAGUACAAACCAAUUAGUUGAAACUACAAACUUUUGAUAGAAAUUAGAGUGAACCGAUAACCAAUGAAAAUGAAGCUAGCGUCUGAACCCACAAUACGAUUAUUUCCCUGUUAUAAUAGCUUUAAAUUUAUGGAUAGAUAAUAAAAGACCGCUUGUGAAGGUGAAAAUGCGAUACUUUAGAAGACAUUUAUUCGUUUAAUGCUACAGUUCUGUUUCGUAUGGUCAAAACAUGACCACACUCAUCAGGCGGUUGAACUGGCGGCUAUAAGCAUUUAACAUCGUUGCUAUGCGAUAUAUAAACAAAAAGGAACUACGAGGUAUAUACAGGGUGUUCCAAAAGUUCGUUCCUCUAAUUUGUUGCGCUGUAACUUUUAAUCAAAACUUUAUUUUUGUAUGAAAUUUUUAAAAGAUGCUUUAAUUGCUCUCUCGAUUACUUGUAUUCAGAAGUUCAGUAACCAGCAUGCCUUCUUUGUUUCUUUUUUAUCAUAUUUCGUUAAGACGUUGCGGCAUUGUGUGGGAAACGCGAUGUAGCGCCAGUAGAGGUCCAGAUGAUCCAUUUUGAGCUUUUCUUAUCACGUCAGUGGUACGCAGAAGCCAUUUCGACCCCCCAAAAUAUCAUUUUUUAGAUUAGGCAGCUGUAAAAAAAUUUGGGGGGCAUUCAUCCAAAAAAGCCUUUCCAUACGAAGGCUUCUUUACAAAUUUGAGAAGAGCUGAGCGUUAACGUUGCUUGACGAACUGAGCAAAGCUAGUUUUUUGCAAACUUAGGGACCUCCAACCUUCGCUUUAUUUUCAUGAAUCUGCUCCAGACAUAGCUUGAUAACUGUUUUAAGAACUACCUUAAUGAGUUCCUCUGUUGUACCUAGCCUUCUUUAAAAUUAGUUUUAGCUGCUUUAUUCAUGACUUUCGUUUUUCCUCUUUUUUUCUUGUUUUCAAAACCUUCAUUUCUCGAUGACCAUUUUACCACCCCCAAUUUUUUGGAUUCGGAUUUUUCCAGGUUUUAACAAUUUCUUUAUCUGACGAAGCAGUAGAUCGAAGUAUACCUGGUUUUGCUUUCACCUAGCUGAGCGUUUUUGCUUUAUCUUUCAUGAUAUUCACAAAAAAGGAGGAAGGCAUUCGAGCAAUUUGGGCUACAAGAUACAAAAAUUUGUGGAGGGAAAUAUACUAGCGCACACCCACUUUUGGCGCGAAAGUACACAAAUCGAAAAUUCGAGUCGAAAGAAGGCCCAACAAGUAUGACAUAUUAAAUUAGAUUAAAAAAACCAGACUUUUAUUUAAACGAUUUGCUUAUCAAGUCCAAUCGCACUGGAUUACAGGCUUAUACAGCAGAGGAACGAACUUUUGGGACACCUUGUAAAUAGUUGAAAUAAGGUACACAAAAGAGGAAUGACGGAUAACGUUACUGUGUGACAGUUAUCAUUAAGUUCUUGAGUAUUAAUUUAUUCCUGUGGUGAAAUGAACAUGCUAACUCGUUACGUUUGUUAAGGCUACAUAGUUCUUUUUUACAGAUUAUGAAAAACGUUUGACUCAGGAACAGGUUACAUUUUUUUGCUAAUAUUUAACAAUUAGUCGCCGAAGGCGACGUGAAUAUCGGCGAAUAGUCACCGAGACGAAGUCGAGGUGACUAUUCGCAGAUACUUAUAUACAUAGAUAUAGAUAUAUUAUAUAUAUUCGCAUACUUCUCGAAGAUAAGACCAUGAAGUAGAUUGGUUUCAAAGCCUUGCUGUCUGAGGCGUAAUGAAAGUCCACGGAGUCCGGUUGUGACAGUAGCUUGAUUCAAAAUUUUGUUUGUGAGGCAUUGUCUUUCGAGGGGACAUUGGUCUUUCUUUCUGCAGUUGCAUUGUUUAACGGGUUCUGCGGUUAAUGUUAUAGUCAAUGUUAUAAUCACCACGCGGUGAUUAUAACGGGAUGAAGCGAAGCUCCUAGCCAAUCAUAGCCCGGCGCUCUGUUUUCGAUAAUCAUUGGUGUAAUUAUACUAAUAUUGUAUAGUUUGCAUUUUCUUAGUAUUCUCCAUUUCACGUUGAAGGGUUUCUUUGCGUUUUUGAGGGUUCAAAUGUGUUUGGAUAGUUCAGUCUAUAUCGUUCUGUGACGUUAGUUGUCAGUCCUACUUAAGUUUAAGUCGUCAUUCCGGUUGUGACAGUAGCUUGAUUCACAAUUUUGUUUGUGAGGCAUUGUCUUUCGAGGGGACAAUGAUCUUUCUUUCUGCAGUUGCAUUGUUUAAAGGGUUCUGCUGCUAAUGUUGACGAGCAAUUGGAGAGGACUGUUUUGUUAUGUGACGCGAUGAUGAAUUUCAUGUUUGGCAUGCAGGAAUAGGUGAGUUUAAGCGUGUGUCUGUUAAAGAUCUUGUGACAAGGAUGGUUUCUUCGAAAACACUUGUCCACAGGGUUGAGGAAUGUUCUUUCUAAGUUGGUUUUGACACUUGAAUUCCAAGAAGGGUCCCACCAUGUGAUGUGGCGAGCUCUCUUGCGGUUUCGUUUAUUUGUGUGGUUGUUCGGUGGGUCAUAGGUGUGUUUGUUUCCUCCAAUCCGUGACAUCCUUCCCCCCACAAAUGCUUAUAGAUGAGAUCAUCCUGAUCCCGCUGCACGUGAUCUAAGUUUCAGUGGCGUCUGUUGCCAGUUUUAUUAUUAUUAAACCUCAUUCUAAAUUUCGUUUUUGUAUAUCCAACGGGAGAGGAAGAGCGAUUACUACCUAUAUUGACACUCUUAAGAGGAAUACUGGGGCAUUCGGAGCAAGUGAGAUUGCUGUACUGAUGGCUGAUAAGAGGCUGUGAAAAGAUCUAGUGGUUGUCCGCCUUCGGGCGACCAAGUGAGUGAGUGAGUGUAUAUCCAACCUACUGAAGUCCACAAAGGCCAACCUUCCUCACAUCUUGUGCGAUGUUAGCCCUUUUUCCUUCCUUCUUUAGCAAAACUUCGAAAGCCACGUGGCAUUCGUCAGUUUUUUUACAAAUAAAUAAAUCAGCUGAAUAAACGGACCAGCUCGCAUCAAUACGUACCAACGUCUGAUGUCUUACAGCAACAUAAUAGCCGACAUUUUUAAUCGCUUCGGGAUUAAACAAGGGCCUUAAUGCAUCAUGCAGCUUUUCCGUAAUUCGGUAUGUCCUAAUUUGCCGAAAAAAAUCUGAAUCACCUCAUGAAAUCCAGUUUCUUUGUUAGUUUAUUGCUUUUAUUGGUUCACGAUUGCGCAGAUGAGGCAAAACCAAUAAUCCUGUCACAGGCAAACGGAUUACCCCAGAGGUCCGUGUUGCCCAUUCGGCUGGACAAAGCAACGCGAACUCUGGGAACGAGAUGCUCUUGUUAUAUUUCACUGGCAAAAAAUGUCUACGCAUGCCCCACGACAAAAAUGACGUGGUCGAUUUCCAGCAAGGUCAUUGGCUUAGACGCAAAAUCUCGGCGAAAUGUUGUCAAGAUGAAAGCAGAAAUGGCAGCUUUUUCUGUCAGUGGUAG
Messenger RNA from Porites lobata, 4653 nucleotides. The record is from the annotation of a GenBank genome assembly. NCBI's taxonomy places the organism in Eukaryota, Metazoa, Cnidaria, Anthozoa, Scleractinia, Poritidae.